GCCGCGCCGGAUGGGCCUGUUUCGUUGAAUAACUGCAGCCCUGCAGUCCCAGUUUUGCUUAGCAUCUGUCUUGAUACGGCCUCUCAGCCGCAUGGUGGCUGUCAGGAAGGCAAUCAAUAACAGCUAGGCAGCGGUUCCUACCCCGCUUCAUCUCCCUCCAGCCCGACAUACCCAUCCUUGACACCCAGGUUCCUGGACAGCGUGUAACGCGCGACACUCAACAUGCAGCAGCAAACUAUAACACAGAAUCCGGAAGGUCAUUUUGCAGAUGGACUAGAAGAAUACGCUACCAUGUAUGGAGGACUACAAUGGGACUACGCAAGACCGGCGAAGCUGGCCACAACGACUGUUCAGGAGCUGAAUGGUUCUGCACCAUCGAUUUCCCCUAGAGAUCAACGGCCAACAGCUUCGAAAUUUGCCAACGCAUCUUAUGAUCUAGCUGCGCAUGUACCACAGUACAGAAGACAUGCAGAAGGCCUGCAGGUCGCGAAGGAGGCUCCGCCUCGAACUUCAUCACUUGGGUACUCGGCAGACUUGAUACUCAAUGAACGUUUCCCAAGGCCACUUAUGGGUCAUUCAGUGUCGUCGCCCAGCACAGUACCGGCGCCGCUAUCUACAAGAUCUCACAUGCCCCAGAGCAGCCCAUACUAUUCGUCACAAGCGCCAACACUGGUACCGCAAUCGCCUUCAAAUCCGGACACUCCGCAGCCUCUGAUGUUCAAAAGGGCUACAACAAUGCCUAUGACGCCACCAAUGUCCAACGCAGGUAGCAGCGAAGGUGGAAUUCGUGACUCGAUGGCAUCGCUUAAUCUGGGGGGACAACACCCUGCGCCUCUGCGAUUGCUUAUGAGUUCAACCAAUCUCCCACCGGCAACAUUAUCUCGCAUGGGUACCGUGAGUAGCACAAAGAGCAGCAGUGUCACUUCAGUACAAAUUCGCUCGCCUUCAAUUGGCUCUCCAAGUAGCUCUUUUUCGAAACCCAAGUUCUCGGUAGCUGCUUUCACGACGGGCGCGUAUGAGAAUGAGGCGCCCGACAUGACCUCAAAUCAGGCGACGGCCGAAAUUGCGCGCCGUCUUGAGAAGAAAGACAUCACAUCAAGCAGAAAAAGCUCGACAAGUUCGUCGAUCAAGAAAGGCUUUCCCUUCAAAAGAUCAAACACAGCAGGCACCAGCAGCGGAGGCACCUCUCCAGAGGUCUUGAAUCAGCUCUUAGAAGAGGUUGCACAGGAGGGCAGCUUAUCCCUCGUGAAAGCUGUGGUUUCGAUGGGCGCGGAUCCCGCAGGCAGAACAAAGAAGACCAAGCACGAAGCCUUGGCUAAGGCGACAGCGGCAGGGCACGCAAGAGUUGUGGACUUUUUACUUCGCAAUGGUGCGAGUUACGGUGAAGUUCGCCUAAAGGUCAAGUAUACCCCUACUGACUAUGCGCUUCUGUCGGCUGCAUACAAGGGCCACGCAGAGCUCGCCAGCUGUCUUAUCGCCUCUCAUGGUGCCAAUCCCAUGACUGAGCAAUGGCCACGAGAAAUUGAGAGCACACAACACUACUGGGCUGAGACCCAAGUACGCCUGCCGAAGUCGAGUGUGCUGGACGGCAUAUCUCGGUGGAAGAACGUUGAGGAUGGCAUGAGCGUGAUGAAGUUCAUCAUGGGCAGUUCGAGAUUUGACCCGACCGCUCUUGUGUCAGGCUUGUUCGACAGCAAAAGCGAGCUGCAAUCUGCCAACUACCAAUAUCGACCUUGGCAAACCACUUACGAAGUUUCAGCACUUGCUUGUUUCGUGAGCGCUGGCUGGGCCGAUACAGUUGAAGAAAUGUUGACGUUGAAAGGCGCACCAAAGGACUAUGAGAGGGAAGACGAUUUGCAGCAACACCAGGAGAAGAAGACCCGCUUUGUAUCGCCCGUCAAUGCGUUAACCAAAGAGACGUGGCAAAAGAGACCGGAAGACGCGCUUCGUAUACUUCAUCUGCUUGUCGAUAGAGACUUCAACUUUAGCCUCGUUCAGCGCACGCAGACCGAUGUGGGGCUGAGGACACCGCUAGGCAGAGCUAUAUCGGCAGACGCGGCGCAAGCUGUCGAGCUUCUUCUCCAGCACAAGCCGACAUUGGUCAGAGAAGAGCUCUUCUUUAGGCGCAACAAGAGAGAAACCAAAGCCUUACCGUUCGUUGUUGCUCUUGCAUUAGACAGACUGGAAGUCUCAAGAGUGCUUCUACGAUCUGGCGCACAUCCUCGAGACCCUGCCAUUGAGAACAUGAACAUCCUGCAGUUCGCCGCAAGCGAAAGCGGAGAAGCAGCAACAGUUAUGUUGCUCGAAAUGCUCCCAAUGGCUCCAGAACUGACUUACGAGGCACUCGACAUCGCCAUCAAGCGCAACAACAAGAACAACGUGCGUGUUCUGCUCGACUUCAUCUCCGCCGCCGCCAGCCGUGGUGAGAUCGCAGCCUUGCCACCCGCAUAUGACUCGAUCUUGCUCUGCACUGAUACGGAUAAGGAUGUAGAAACCAAGUUCAGGUACGCCGAACUCAUCGAUAUGGUCUACCAGUGGGACGCAGGCCGUGCUCUGCAUCGACCGCAACUUCCUUCAGUUCUCAACGCGAUCCGGAAGGACAAUUAUGCUGGGGUGGAAAAGCUCAUGCAACUUGGCAUCGUCGAUGGAAAAUAUUUGGUGUUGAACAGCAAAGCACGACCCAUUGGUGAAUCUGGAGAGUGGACAGUACUCGAGUGUUGCGAGACGACAAAGAGGAGCUCAGACUGGCUUGCUUUAUUGAGAUACCAUGGUGCGCCACUGUACUGAUGAUUGUUUGAAUGUUUGCAAUGGCCAGGGUGCCAUGGAGGAGUAUUUCGGCGUUUGGAUCGUAGUACAGCGUUCGUGAGGGACUUGAGUAAACUGCUGUUAACAAGAAUACGAUCUGCG
Molecule: messenger RNA, 2907 nt
Organism: Macroventuria anomochaeta
Lineage: Eukaryota; Fungi; Ascomycota; Dothideomycetes; Pleosporales; Didymellaceae
Exons: 1
Coding region: 223-2787 (854 amino acids)
Source: RefSeq, a predicted model, not a curated record